This is a messenger RNA of Epinephelus fuscoguttatus (brown-marbled grouper), 6125 nucleotides long. It is a transcript of the gene il20ra, whose product is annotated as interleukin 20 receptor, alpha. Lineage: Eukaryota; Metazoa; Chordata; Actinopteri; Perciformes; Serranidae. The record is from RefSeq and is a predicted model, not a curated record. The transcript has 7 exons. Bases 553 to 2502 code for a protein of 649 amino acids. Gene Ontology annotation, molecular function: protein binding.
AUAAUUCAAUAAUAAUCUAACAAUAUAGGGGUCAUUUUACUUGAUGAGAUUUGGUGAUGUACCUUUAAGUAGCCUAAGUAUAUUUUGUAAUGCGUGAUUUUAAUUGAGAGUUUUGUUUGUUUUAUACACUGUGUUGUCUUUAUUACAGAAUUAGAUUACACUCUACAGCAGCGGGAGCAGGGCUUAGUAAUAUCUCGUAACACACACACACACACCCCUGCGCAGGUGUAAUGUGCACAAACAAGUGAGGUCACAUUCCUUCCCUCUUACACGGAAACCUGUCGCAAGGGGCUGUUUACUUUAAAGUCGUCUCGGCUUUACCGCUCCUCUGUCACUGAUAUACAAUCACUCCGACUCUCGUUUAUUUCCUCCUCCAGCGUGAGUGUCUUUAACAGGUGAUUUAUUUUAGUCAUACGGGGAAACAUCGGCCCGUUGACAGGUGAUCUGUCCGAGGAGGUGACGGAGCCAGCGGAGCCCAAAGGCCGGUGCCGGAGGUUCGGAGAUGUUGGUGUUUCAUGUGAACUUGUGAAAACAUGAGCGCUCCGUACAGAUAUGUGGACCGUGGUGUUGUUUCUGAACCUGUUGGCUCUACACUGCACAGUCUCCUCCUCUCCUCCCAGCCCCAUCAAUGUGAUCUUCACCUCAGUCAACCUGAGGAAUAUGUUGCAAUGGCUUCCAGGAAACGACACGCCGAAUGACACGCACUAUACAGUGCAGUAUGCUAUCUACGGGGACAGUGUUGAGGGCAGCAAAGGAAGACGGGUGCAGUGGAGGCCGGUGCGGCGGUGUACAGAAAUAGUGCGGAGCUGGUGUGAUCUGAGCAAUGAGACAUGGGAUCUAGAGCAUGGAUACUAUGCCAGGGUGCGUGCUGUGAGCCGGAGAGCGUCAUCCAAAUGGGCCUUGACAGGGAGGAGAUUCGAUCCAAAGACAGACACGAAUUUUGGUCCUCCGCUGGUUUCUGUGGAACUAGAGGAAAACAACGCCAUCAUCACUCUGAAAGGUCCAAUGAGAUAUCCGCCUAAUAACCACACCAAAGCAGUUUCCAUGGCAACAGUUUACCCCCAGAUGACUUACAACCUCUCCAUCUACAAUACCGGUCAAGGCCAGACGCACCAUUUCCCAGUGGUCUCCAGUUCGUACAAAUAUCGCCUGAUGGACUACAAUACAAAGUACUGCUUCUCUGCCAAGACAAGUUUCGUCUCCAUGCCUGCCAUAUGCCAGCCCUCAGGAUGGCAGUGCAUAAUGACGCCUGAAGACCCUUUGAUUGGCCAGCUGCGGUGGGUGAUUGUGGGAAUUGUUGUUCCAGCUGUGUGCAUCUGUGUGCUGGUGGUGGUUGGAUACCUUCUCUAUUGCUACCUGUCGGGGAAAGGACAGAAGAGCCCAUAUAUACUGGACCUGCCUGCUUUUCAUCCUCCCCCUCUGACAUUCCCACCUGAGAAACCCAACCUCAUCCUCAUCACCAUCAUCAAAGAGCUGCCACCAGAAAGCAGCAUAUCAGCCAAGCGGCCACAACACUGUGCACUACCCCCACCAGGAUACGCCUCCCAGAGGCCUGAAACACCACCAGCCCCAGAGGAACCCUGGGAUGAUUUGUCCGUCGACUAUGGGUUUGUUGGCGUUGGUCCUAAAAUGGAAAUCAGCCGAGAAAAUGGGAAUAAUCUGAAAGGUGAACACAAGAAAUGCGCAGCAGGAGAAAAUUCAGAGAACAAAGACUGGAAAGUUGAAGACAGCCUAUUCCCCGGACACACACAGACAGAGACGAGCACACUUUUGCAAGCACAUGCAUGGUCACAGCCGGUGUUACCACCAUUACUGUCUUUUCAGGGAGCACCUCCGUUAGAGGUGAAUGGAGAGGAGGAGGAGGAAAGAGAGUUUACAGGUUUAUUUCUAAACACAACCCCACAAACUGGCCUCUUCCGCAUUCCUUUAAAUCUACAAACAAAUGAGGAAGGAGUGGAGGAAGAGAUGGAUGCAAAGGUGAGAGUGAGAACAGAUGAAGAGAUAGAUGGAGGUGUGGAGGAAAGAAAUGGGAGUGAAGCACUACCCCUUCUUUCUGCUUAUGCCUGUCAGAAUAUCACAAACAUGGCUUCCUCCUACGCUGGCCAAUCAGCUUCUUUACCCGAUGACUAUGGUGCUGUGAAACUGGCUACAGCACAGGAAAUAGAGCAAGAUGAUAACGAGGAAGAGGAGGGACCUAUUUGUGUUGAUUGGGAUCCCCAGACCAGGAAACUAGUGUUGCCAGAGAUGGCGUUUGAGUACAGCAAGAGGGACGGUUUGGAUAGGUUGAUGCAGGCAGAGAAAGGGAGGGAGAACGGGAUGGAAGGAGAUGAGGAGGAGGUGAAUUCGAUGAAGGGCAAGCUGAGGCUGGAAAAUGUGUUUGUAAGACAAGGGUCUGAGGAGAAGGCAGAGGCAGAGAGAGCGAAGGAGAUAGGUGGGGGAACAGGGUUGGAGGCGGAUGAUUUGUUUACUAGAUGGAACUUGGUAAUCUCGAUGGACGAGUAGAUGAUAUUCAUCAACAUAUUUACCCCGUUAUUACAAAAAAGCUCUUCCUCUGCACUUAAAAUGUCCACUUAAAUUUAACAUGAAAUGAAAGUAUCAUUAUACAAAAUCUAAUUUCAAGGAGCACUUAGUACUGUAGUCAGAGUAUUUUUAUACCUGUGAAUAGUGCUGCUUUAUUAAUAUUAUCAGAACUAACCAAUGUGAAUGCUUAUGAAGAAAUCACACUGUGAUCAGAUCUGAAGGAAAUUAUCUGUACUCACCUUGAUUCUGAUCAAAAUUUAGUACACUAAUCAAUAUCUUCUGUAUAUAUUUGUGCUUGAUAUGAACCAACGUUCUUAGAGAUAACCAGAGACGGGGGAAUCGAGUCACAUGACUUGAGUCUGACUCGAGUUAGAAAGUCAAGGACUUGAGAUUUGCUCAACCAACACUGAUAAAACACUUGACGUUUACUUUGACUUGGUAUUCAUGACUUGAGACUUUUUUAAUUAAAUAUUUGCAUUUUGUAGAUACUGAGUAGUUACAUUUUGUUUCUGAAACAUGACUGGGUGAUUUCUAGUGCAAUGCUCGCAAACCUAGCAAUCUACUAAGACGUGGCAGACCAGCAGAGGCCAACACACAGGGCGACUAUCAUGGAGGGCGCUAGUCAAAAAUGAAUUGGGAUAUAAAGGCCUAGACACACCAAACUGACAUCAAAGAACUAGUGGUGACGAAAGCCAAGUGUUGCGUCCCCUAACGUUACCUGUCUCAGCCAAAAAGUUGCACCUGAACACAUCACAAAAACUACAGCCAAUGGCCAACUAGCAGGUACGUUGUACACUUGUGAGAGAGGACUCUCCACGCUAGCAAGCAAUGGUAGUCUGUGUUCGUCAUUCAAAAUGGGAAACCAGGAGACCAACAGGACAGAUUUAAGAUGCUAGUUAGCGAGAUAGCACAUUAACAACACAAUCUAAUGUCGAAAGAACAGAGCAUAUUUACUGUGUGCUAGUAAACGAUAAGACAAACAAUUACAAACUGUUUCUGCUAAAGAGCUCAAUGGCUAAAAAAAACAAUCUUACAAGGUUGUUUCUAUUUCAUUCAACAUGUUGAAUUGGCUAAAAAAAAAACUGACAAGUGGCAACAGCGCAGGACACACCGCAAAAACAGACAGAUGCUCACCAACGGCUCAACACUGACUACCAGCCAACCAUUGGCUUGAUGUGUCAGGGCCAUAAGAAUUCAAAUAUUAUGUUGUAGAUGACAGUAGUAAAAAGGUAAGAAAGCUUUUUCGCUAACUUACUAGCUUAUUGACUGGUCAGACAUUAGCUAGAAGUCUAACAUUUGACCAGAUAAUUAGAGUCUUCUAUGACUUGACUUGUCCUUGCCUGACUUGACUUGCUUGAUUCUUACCACAGUAAUUUAGGACUUGAGACUUGCUUGUGACCUGUACAUAUGUGGCUUACUCAGAUAAUUGUCAUCCUGUGGCAAAGUAUUCUUCCUGAUUAAACACUGUGUGAUACAAAUGUAAACCAUGUACACCAUGGUCAACUCUCAUCAGAUCUCAGCUCAACAAAGAUUGAUCUUCCAAAACCAUCGUCAAAAAAUAAAUUACAGAUUUUUUUGUGGACAGACAGCAAAGUCUUUGUGAGUUCCAGUGACUAAGUGGUAGUACAAAAACCCUGAUAAACAAAUCUCACUUUAAUGUAGUACUGGUCGAUAUGUAGAAAAUAAAAUUUCAAAAUGUUUUUGACCAUAUAUCUCAAUAUUGAUAUUUCGACAAUAUUGACUAUUGGUACUCUCACAGAACACAAUACGUUUUUUGAUAAAUAAUCAUCAGUAAUGUGAUUAUCUGUCUUUUGUCAGGUUUACAUAUUUCAGAAACUUCCAUCCUAUUGAGUCAAGUAAUUCUAACAUAAACCAAAAAAAUACUAUUCAUGUAAUUUAAUCAAAUAAACUGAGAUGAAGAGACUUUGAGAAUUUAUGUAACUAUUUAUCAUAGAAUUAACCUUAUUUACUUUAAUAAAUUUUAUGUAAUAACGUUCAUAAAUUCUGUGUAUUUCAAAUUUGUUGAUGAACAUCAAAAUAUCUGAAGCACACAGAAAUUAUUAGCAGUAAUUAUAUAAACUGUUUUACGGUAAAUAAAAUAAAUUCUAUGAGAUAUGGUUACAUAAUCUCAUAGUCUAUUCAUCUCAGUUUUAAUUAAUUUAAUUAUAUAAAAGGUAUUCUUUGGUAUAUGUUAGACUUAGUUGUCUCAGUUAGAUGGAAAUUUUUAUACGUAAUUCAAUAUGUAAACCGGACAAAAUAGACUAAAUCAUUUACUUGAGUGUGGACUUACUAGAACAGUCUAGUGAGUUCAUUAAAUUACAUCCCCUUACUGUAAUGAAGCCUUUAAAACCAAGAAAAGACGACACUUGUAUUAUGAUAUCCAACACUGAGACGACAUCUAGUCUCAUAUGAUGAUACUGAUAUAAUAUUGAUAUACUACCCAGCCCUACUUUGGUGUUUCCUUUCACUUAGCUGUAUGUUUUGAUACUCUAUGUGACAACAGUUAACUGUUGAUCUUCUGUAAUUGUACAUGUUCAUGUUUACUUGAUAAUGCUGUCUAGCGGAGGUAGUUGUGGGUUGUUUCAGGUUUUUUAUGGCACUACUUUGUUCCUGUUUUAGUUCCAGGUGAAGCACUAACCCGUUCUCGUUGAAACACCCUGGGACGGUAUCUGUUUACUGAAUGUUUGUGGUAAAUUGGGAUGAAUCAUGAUGUAAGUAAUUCCCCAUUUUCUCAGUCAGUGAUUGCAGAAUCACUGUAACACAAAUCCACCAAUGCUGAAUAUAUGAUAUGAAGGAAAUACUGUUGUUCUGAUUAAUAAGAUGUGUAUCUUUGUGAUGAAUAUGUUCAUAUAUGAUGAAGUCAAAAGUACUUAACUUUUUUCUUUUUCUACCUAAUACAGAGAUUUUAUAAAUAACGAAGCUGCCUGACACACAGUACGUGUCUAUCAUAUCUGUGCUUUUUUUUUACUAAGAAAAUCAACAUUAAUUUGCAAUCAUCUUCUUUCUUUUCAACAUAUCAGAUGCUGAUAUGCUAUCAGAUGCUGUCUCUUCUAGAAGUUAUGUGACUAAUACUUCUGCAUUCCUUUAACAUGAGCUUUGUUAUUCAGAAGUACACCAUGUCAAUCAUGUUUCAUCACGUAAUAAUGGAGAAAAUCAAUUGUCAGUGUUGUCCCUCAUUCUUAUCUCUCUAUUUGUUGUUCUACCUGCAUUAAUGUAUAAACACUCUAAAUUGUACACGAAGGACGCUUUGAUUUUAAUCGUCUUCACAACGCAGUUACGGGCACUGUGCUCUGUCAUGGUGUAAUCCGGGGAAUUACUGCAGUUAAUUAUCAUAAAAUCUCUUCCUGUUAACUGGCAAGCACCCAGAGGUAUGGGGGAGCUGUGAAACUCCAAAGAUGCAUUUAGUUUCAGUUUUAUGUAUUUACACAACUCAGGUUAUCUGCAAUGUGAAGAUAAGUUUGAUGAUGUGCAUGAAGUUGAACCCAUUUUAAAUGGUUUUACUCUGGGAGAGAAGUCAGAGAUAUUUUUGUUAUAGUUUUAUACGUUGCAAGACAGAAAUGUUGUAUAUUCAAACAAACGACAAUAAAGUCAACUUGUUGACUCUU